AUGGACAACACAUUUUGGGCAGGCUUUUUGUUAAUCCACAUGUUGGUCACCCAUGUUUUCGUAGCUAUGGUAGCGAGCACAGCGACCUGGGCUUGGCUAGGAAUUCUGGACGAGGUUGUUGGCAAAGUUGAAUCGAUCGCUCAUGAGCCAUCCUACGUUCCAGAAUUCUUGCGAAACAAGCUUGCUCAUGCUGGUGUCAAGCUGCAACCGCCUGAUCGAUCAGCUUCAUCAUCUACAACAGUACCGGUGCGUGGUUUGGUAUCUGUGCGUGUUGGUGCAGCUUUUGAUGCAGCAUCGAGAGGAGCAUGGUCUAGGGAGGCAUUGUUUCUUCAGCGUGCAGUGUACAAAGGCGCUUUGGAUGGGUACCUACUUCAGAUAGCUAGUUCUUAUUUUUUUCCACCCUGGGAAACCGAGCUGCAUAUUUGCGAGCUUCAGCGGAAGGCUCAUCGAUGGAAUGAGAAUAAGCGCUCUGGAGGCAUUCGGCUUGCACUGUCUGGCAAAGGUCGUCGUCUAAGUCAUCAUAUUUUCCUGCCACAGUCUUGGAAGCUCGGAGAGGAUGAGUCUCCUACAGACAUAAAUCGGUUGAUUCUAGACCUAAGUGUCAGCAAGGCGGGGGCGCCUGAUGGGCAAGUGCAGCCUGUGAGCAGCGUGUUGGAACCAGCCGAGAUUGCAUCAUUGGACUUGAGCCAGUGCCCUUGUAUCUUGUUGCCGAAUUUUUUGUUUCAGCUGGUCAAAACAGGUUUGUGGAAAGAGGUGGUAGCUUUGGCUCGAUGGUCGCACCCAGAAGUGCCAUCACUAUCCCAGGGUUUGCCGGAGGAUUGGGUGCGAUUGAAUAAAGGCAAGUCAGAACAACCCAGGCAGCCUGCAAUUCUGUCAGAGAGAAUGGCAGGUCUUUGUAGUUCACUAUUGCGUCGUGCCACACCGCACUUGCUUUCUGAAGAGAUGGACGAGGAACUUGCAGCUGGUGUACAGGGUGAGGUUGACAUAUGUAUCAAUGCAUUGGAAAGUCAUGCUUUAUCCAUGAUGCCUUCUCGUCGGGGACUUCGGGAUCAAUCGAACAGUCGAAGUGCAGAGUGCUUGCUAGCUCAAGUUUUGGCAGCGAUGGAUUUGCGUAAUCAGGGACAUUUCAAACGUCAUGCCAUGAAAUUUUUGCGCUGUGUGCCAGCAGACUUGCAAGAAGUGUUGCGAGUCCACUUCGAGAAGCACGGGGCGAGCCAGAGCGCAGUGGUUCGCGGAGGCCUCUUUCUGGAUCUUGCUCUUUUGUGCGAGCAUCGUUCGCGGAUGGCGCGGUUGGGGCCGGUGGUGCGAUAUGCGUGGGGGGAUGCGACCAGCAAAGGCGGCCGAGAAAUCUACAACACACGAUGUCGUUUCAUAGAAUUAUCAAAAGUGGUUGAGCUCGCACGUGGCUGGAGGUUUUUGUGCUUGAACCCAGCUUCGGAUGAUCAAGAUUCAGAGCAAGCAGAGCAACGUUGUGUUCAUUCGCAGGCAUUGUUUGACAAUGUUCAUUUACACACACAUGUCCCUCAAUACCUCGGCCAAGGCCGCACGACGUUGCUGGACAAAGUCAGUGCGCAUGUACAUUCCACACUUCUGGAAGCUGGCACAGUUUCUGCGAUGUCGGAUGUGCUAAAGAGCGUGGUGGCAUGGGUCACUGAUAUGUGUGUAGAAGCUGGUCUUCCAAACUGUCAUGUAAGCACUCCAGAGUCAACCUUGCCAUCCUUUGUUCGUCCCAGUCGACUUCAGGUGUGUCCAGAGGAUGCCGAGUUUGUUGAAGAAGGGUUCUAUGAGAUGCAGGGAGAGGCUGCCUCGAAUGCUGCCCUGAUGCCAGCAGCCAUUCAUCUGCCAGGCGUGUGUCAUGCCGUUCACAAUGCAAGUGCCAACUUGAACUCAGCAUUGUCUUACUUCGAUGAUUUUCUGAGCAAGCUGCGUGUUGUACACAAGUUCUUGGGAUCACCAAGUCGAAGAGACCGUUUUGUAGAGGUGGUUUUGCAACGCAAGCCGAGUUACGAUGUGGGUAAGAGUCUUUUCAAAUCGUUUACCAAGACACUGUAUGAGGAGCGAUGGGGCGAAGUGGCCUCGUAUUUGAAAUCUGCACAAUCUCUUUUCACUUUUCUGAGGUUACAUUGGGAUGAGGUUGCGUAUGUCCGGGAUGCGGGCGAUGCGGACGUCGCAAGUGCAGAAGAUAACUUCACAGCAGGUGGUUUGACAGCGUUGAUAAAAGACGGGUUCUUCCAUGCUUACUGGGAGAUGCAGCUACACAUCCGCCUUUGUUUGCAGCGGUUUUUGCGUUGGGCUGAAGGCUGUUCUUGCCAUCCUUUUGCAGAUGGCACCCCGCGCACCCGAGAGACGAAACUGCGAGGUGAAAUUUCUUGCCCACGUGAGGUAUCUUGCACCUGCCCCAUGAUGGGCUGCCAAGCGCCAUUCCUUGUUGAGGGGAAGCUGCAAAGUUUCAGGGAAGAGCUGCUGUCCACGGGUUUUAACGAUGUAGUGUUGAACUGCCAUUGCCAGUUGACUGCAGUGCAGUGGAGUGAUCUGGAAGCUGAGUGGAAGCGUGGGUGCCAGUACUUGUGUGAAAAUCUCAAGCUGCGGCUGGCUUUUUUCGGGAAGCUGCCGUGGUCCAUCUUAGGGGGUUGCCAUCCGGAUCCCGAGGUGUCAAGGAGAUUGCUUGCUGCCGCCAGGGAUGCAUGGAAUGAGUUGCCAGCCGAUUCCCACGAGCUGCAGCACCCAGUUGCUAAAGAAUUGUUCGCGUCUAGCCUCAUGGAGGAGGAACUUGGCUCUUAUUUGUCAGGGGAAUCAGCUUUGGAGGACUUGCCGCUUCUAGAGACAUUCUUGGCGAAGCUUACCUUUGUGCAAGUGGCAGAGCGUAUCAUAGAAGGUGCACACAAGGAAAUGGGCAAGGUGACUAAUUCCAAAAGCCCAUCUGCACUGUCGAUAGCACUUCGGGCUCCUGAGUUGAAUCGCAGGUUGUCUCUCAGCUCAACUUUUUUUGCUGAUCUUGUUGAGGCUUUUGAGAAGACUCGAAAGAUUCGUAAGUUUCGCGAAGAGUUUCCUGCCCAUGCCCAGCAUCCGGACAUCUUAUCCUUGGACAAGAAAGCUCAAACAUCGAAGUUCGUUUCUGUGGUGAGACAUGUCCUCUAUCGUGACCCGCGUCACCAGCAUGCCGACCUUUCGACUGCCAAAACAAAUCUUCAACAGGGACAAAAGGAACAGGAUAGGCUAGCCAAGCCUUUCGCUGCAGCAGCUCCCAAGGCGCCAGAGGCAACAAUCAUUGCCCGUGCUGUCAGUGCGUUCGUGCAGGAAAGUUGCGAGGAAGAUCAGUCUCGUGUUUUUUCGAUUGGAGACAUGUUCUUCACACCUCUUGUAUUGCGGCCAUCAGCUAUUCGUCGGCCAAGGCAUGCCCCGGGGGUCCAGGCCGAUGUUGGUCGUGGGGAUAUGUUGGUGUCUGUCCUGCAACACGAUGCUGCGUCUGAAGGUCCUCAUUCCCCUUUUGUCUCGCCGUUGCAGCCAGAAGCGCAUAAGCUGAAUCUGGAGACAAAGGUUGAAGAAAUGGGAGUGUCAGGUUUCUUGGAAGGGUUCCGGUCGUGGCAGAUGAGUAGCUCUCGCCAUUUCACGUUGCCGUUGCCUGCAAACGUGCGUGUGGAUGCGAGUGAGCUUUCUGUGCUAGUGACUGAAAUGUUGGACAAAGACUGUCUGGCAGGCAGAAGCGGAAUCCUUCUAAGGCCCUCCCAGGAACAGACUCGGUUGCUUCAACAGUGUGAGGCAUGCGGCGUGGCGGAGCAGUCCAAGGGUGGCUGGAUUCUUUCUGUAGAGGGCAUCCGCAAGUUGCAGGUUAGUCGUAGGCUGGAGCAGCCAAGCCUGUUUGGUGACGGCCGUGGCAUCCCGUUGCAGGAUUGCUCGCUUGGCCAGCUUCUUAUGCGAAUGAGGUCAGAAGGUAUGGUGUUGAAAUACAUUGUCGGUGAGCCGCGUGUUUGGCAUUCGUCUGUAUUGAAUGUAAACAAAAAUUAUCUGUGCUGCUUGUUAGAUGCUGAGAACUUGAAGCACACUCAUGGCACCGAGUGGAUACCGCAUGCCGCCCCGGCCAAGACCUACGAGCUCCUUCUCUCGGGAGUGCCCUCGUCAGAGGCUUUGCAGGCUGCCUUGGAGGAUGUCGCCGCGAAGCGGAAGGCGCCCAGGUUGCAAGUUACGGACGGAGAUGUUGAAGGGGACUUCGCGGCUGCGCCGGUUGGCAAGAGAGCUCGUAUCGCUUUGAAGGACCAGGUUCAGGAUGAUCCGGAAUUAGGCGAGGAUCGUCCAGAUGAGGACAAGGCCAGUAUUUGUACAGAGGAAAUUCAAGAAGAUCUGGAGCGAUUGAUCGCAGAGGCCGACGAGGUCGAAGGUGGGGUUGAAUUGGGUGCAGAGGAAGGUGGUGCUGGUGCGGCAUCCAGUGCUGCCGGGCCUGCCGGGUCCGCUGGAGCACCUGCGGCUCCAGCGCCAGCAGCAAGGUCUUCCAUCGAGAGUGUUCCAGCAGUUCCAGCUGGUGCAGGGAUUAUUGAUGCUGCAAGUGCGGCAAAUGACCUUAGUUCGGCGAGCUUGUUGGCUGGCACUGUGGCUCGCCUUCAAGAGCGUAGCAGUGCAGGCUAUGGUGCUGGCUUUUCCUUCAGCAGGAAGCAGCCCCACUCUGCUCCACCUUUCGGUGGAGUGGAGGCCACUUGUAGGUACCAUCGUAAGAACACUUCUACUGGCUGCAAGAAGUUCAUUAGAUUGACUGGCUUGUCAGCCGAAGCUGAGCAAGAGUGCUGUGUUACAUAA
This is a messenger RNA of Symbiodinium sp. CCMP2592, 4788 nucleotides long. NCBI's taxonomy places the organism in Eukaryota, Dinophyceae, Suessiales, Symbiodiniaceae. The record is from the annotation of a GenBank genome assembly.